Ostreobium quekettii is the source of this 620-nucleotide messenger RNA. Lineage: Eukaryota; Viridiplantae; Chlorophyta; Ulvophyceae; Bryopsidales; Ostreobiaceae. The record is from the annotation of a GenBank genome assembly.
AUGGCCCAGUUUCCAUACUACCGGCAGCAUGCACUGCUGAAGCUUCCGGGUCUCAAGAAACUGGACGGGACAGCUGUGGAGGAGGGGGAGGUGGAGGCGGCAAGGCAGGCUGUGGACAAGGAGCGGGUUGCACUCGCAGUCAUGGUGCACAAUGCCUGCAUCACACAUAAGCUGGCACGCAUCCACCAAAUUUUGUGCGUCCACACAGAGCUGCGGCAGCGCUGGUUGAGACAGCCCCAUCGCUUCCUGUGGGAUGGCCCCUGGCCCAUUCACAGGCCCCCUGACGUGGUGAAGAUGCUGCAGAUGUGGGAUUAUGAGCGCCAGCUCACUAAGCAGAACAAGGAAAGCAUCACGCGCUCUGUGCAGCUCGAAAUCUUGCGCGAACACAGAAAGGCAAGUCCCAAGAGAGGGAAGACAUCCAUGGGGAGCUGGAGGCAUGCCAUGUCACAGGUGAUGCUGGCCCAGCAGAAAUCCAUAGCUGCAUCCAUAGACGACAUCCACGCAUCCCAGGCUCACUCCGAGCUGGCGGCAUCCAAACUAGGCCUCUCGGUCCCUCAGGGGCGGCUGGAAAGGCUGCAAGACCUUCUACAACCCCAGCAUGGUCCACCAUGCUCCUCCAG